Molecule: messenger RNA, 1830 nt
Organism: Coregonus clupeaformis (lake whitefish)
Lineage: Eukaryota; Metazoa; Chordata; Actinopteri; Salmoniformes; Salmonidae
Gene: brcc3
Product: BRCA1/BRCA2-containing complex, subunit 3
Exons: 8
Coding region: 120-902 (260 amino acids)
Biological process (GO): double-strand break repair
Cellular component (GO): BRCA1-A complex; BRISC complex
Molecular function (GO): metallopeptidase activity; polyubiquitin modification-dependent protein binding; cysteine-type deubiquitinase activity
Source: RefSeq, a predicted model, not a curated record
CACGUUUUGAUACGGAAGUAGCUAACUAUCAAGCUAACUCUAGCUCGUGGAGUUUGAUAAAUAGCUAGCUAAUCAUUUAUGUUUUUUUUUUUAAAACGAGGCAGUUAUAGUUCUAUAACAUGGCAGUGAGCGCAGUUCACCUCGAAUCAGAUGCCUUUUUGGUUUGCAUGAGUCAUGCAUUAAGUACCGAGAAGGAGGAAGUAAUGGGACUCUGCAUCGGAGAGGUGGAUAACAACCGCAUCGUCCACAUUCAUUCUGUUAUUAUUCUCCGACGCUCAGACAAGAGGAAGGAUCGCGUGGAAAUCUCGCCUGAGCAGCUAUCUUCAGCGGCUACCGAAGCUGAGAGGUUGGCUGAAAUGACUGGACGGCCGAUGCGUGUAGUUGGUUGGUACCACUCUCACCCCCACAUCACUGUGUGGCCAUCACAUGUGGAUGUAAGGACACAGGCCAUGUACCAAAUGAUGGACCAGGGCUUUGUUGGGCUGAUAUUCUCCUGCUUCAUUGAGGAUAAGAACACAAAAACCGGUCGAGUUCUCUACACCUGCUUCCAGUCUGUGCAAGCCCAGAAAGGCUCUGAGUACGAGAGAAUCGAGAUCCCAAUUCAUGUGGUUCCGCACGAGGCCAUUGGGAAAGUGUGCCUUGAAUCAGCAGUGGAGCUCCCAAGAAUCCUCUGCCAGGAAGAGCAGGAUACCUACAGAAAGAUUCAUAGCUUAACUCACCUGGAUCCGAUCACGAAGAUACACAAUGGUUCAGUGUUCACUAAGAACCUGUGCAGUCAGAUGUCUGCUGUGAGUGGUCCCCUGCUGCAGUGGCUGGAGGACCGUUUGGAGCAGAACAGACAGAGCGUCAUUGAGCUGCAGCUGGAGAAGGAGAGACUAACUCAGGAGCUGGCAACCAUGUGAGGGAGAGGUAAGGAAAAUACUAAUGUUUCUGCAGUGCCAUACACCUUCUCACACGAGGACAAAUGACUAAGGGAAUCUCAUCAUGGCUAACUGAACUGUGGACGUGAAAUUUAAACCACCAUCUACCUGAAUCUUUCUCCAUCUGAACAAAGUUUUCGCUCUGAACACUUGUCUUUGCCUCCCAAUGCCACCACACACCUUAGGGGGUGUUUUCCUGUUAGGUCAUGCUCUGUGUACUACUAAACGCUAUACUGUAUUUUCAAGAACAUUGUCACUCCCAGACUAAAAUGUAGUUUUUAAAAUUCACUUUAGUUCCUUGGCACUGAGCAUUUGAUGCGUUUUUCAUUUUCAUCAACCUAUAUUUAUGUUUUGAAUGGAAGGUACAAUGGACCUUGAGCAUGAAAGGAUGUCCCUAUGUGAAUUGACAAUUUUUAAAAUGUGACGUAGUAUAUCCAGGUAUUUGCUUAUUCAAGUAUUUUAUGUUUCAUGCUUCUUUAUUUGUGCUCUAAGUCAUCUCCUUUGACACAUAUAUCUGAUUGCUUGUAGUUAUGAAUGUUUUCAUGAGUUAGUUCAUGGAAAUGUAUUGCUAUUCCAAACCAUUAACCUGAUCAGCUCCUGCAGAGUUUGAGUUCUAUGUGAGACUUUUGGUCAGAAAAGCUCAGAAUAUGUUGGUUCUCUUAGAAUGGCAGUACGAGAGGCGGUUUGUAAUUAAGUAUUUCAUAUGAGGGAGGGGUGGUGGAGGAGUUGGGAUAUUACUCUGUUUGGUUAAUACAGCAUUUUUAGCUAAACGACGUCUACAUGUCAAUUUAUGUCUGUAUUUUGGUGGAAUCAUCUUAGCUUAUUUAGCAGCCAAUUGCAUAGUCAUCGUUGUGCCUUGUUAUGCUUGUAUGGGUUCUGUUUGAGGGAUUAAACAGCCCCCCCCCACCGA